UCUUCCAUUGAGAAGGAGUGGAACACUUUCCCGAAGUGAACACAUCAGCAAUUGAUAGUUUUGCAGGCAUAGCGAACAAACUAAGUGAUUCGACACACGAAUACAGACACCUUCAUUUAAGAAGACUUCUGCCAGUAUAGCUCCGUUUGUGUCUACAUGCUUCAAAGGAGCAAAAGCAGUUGAAUUUUUGGGCGUGUUUGCAACGCCAGGUAUCAGGCCAGAAUAGUUGGUCGUGGGAAAAUGCCAUAUUUUUCUUGGAGGGUUUGGUCCGGGCUGCUGUGGCUGCUGUCGUCGACACUGGCUGCAGGUGAAGACACAUCGCUGCUCCAGGACUGGAAGGACGUCUGGCUCUUUCGCUUCUUCCUCAACGUGCUUGGCUACUGCACCAUCAUCAUCCCCGGCUACUUUCUCAUUGGCUACUUCAAGCGUAUAAACUACCUAGAAACAGGUCAUGGCCUUUGCUAUCCUGUCGUUAAGGCGUGUGUGUUUGGGAGUGAAUCCAAAGCCGGCUUGUUGGAUGAUGUGUCCAUAGCACCCCGGAAUGAGGCCGACUCGGGGUCCUCUACCAAACAGGCCAUCAAGCUGGUCUUCUGUGCAGCUGGACUACAGGCCUCCUACCUGACAUGGGGUGUGCUUCAGGAGCGGGUGAUGACGCGCUCGUACGGGGCCACCACACCAGAGGACCAAGGCGAGCGCUUCAAGGACUCCCAGUUCUUGGUGUUCAUGAACCGUAUCCUGGCCCUGACCGUGUCAGGCCUCUGGUGUGUCCUGCUCAAACAGCCUCGCCAUGGCGCCCCCAUGUACAAGUACUCGUUCGCCUCGCUGUCCAACAUCCUGAGCAGCUGGUGCCAGUACGAGGCUCUCAAAUACAUCAGCUUCCCCACCCAGGUGCUGGCUAAGGCCUCCAAGGUCAUCCCAGUCAUGCUCAUGGGUAAGAUAGUUUCCCGCAAGAGUUACGAGUACUGGGAGUACCUGACCGCAGCCCUCAUCUCUGUGGGCGUCAGUAUGUUUCUGCUGUCCAGCACAGCCACCAAGCACCCCUCCACAGUUACCACCUUCAGCGGGGUGGUCAUCCUGGCUGGUUACAUCGUCUUUGACAGUUUCACCUCCAACUGGCAGGACAACCUGUUCAAGUACAAGAUGUCGUCGGUUCAGAUGAUGUUCGGGGUGAACUUGUUCUCUUGCUUGUUCACGGUGGGAUCUCUGCUGGAGCAGGGAGCCUUCUUCGACUCGCUGGCGUUCAUGACGCGCCACUCUGAGUUUGCCCUGCACGCCGUGCUGCUGUCCGUGUGCUCGGCCUGUGGACAGCUCUUCAUCUUCUAUACCAUCGCCCAGUUUGGCGCCGCCGUUUUCACCAUCAUCAUGACGCUGCGGCAGGCCAUCGCCAUCCUGCUCUCCUGCUUCCUGUACGGCCACACCGUCACCAUGGUGGGGAGCUUUGGCGUGGCCGUGGUGUUCCUGGCGCUCUUCCUGCGCGUGUACGCUCGCAGCCGCGUCAAGACGAGCCGCAGGGUGGCCCAGCCGCUACAGAAGGUGUAGUUGCGUCGGGUCAGGCGGGAGAACUGAGGCCACGUUUUUGGUGGCACUUUUCUGUUGGCGUCUCUUUGUUUGACUUCUUAAGUAUUCGUGACAUGGAUUUCUACUUUGUAUGGUUGAGGGUACUGAAAGGGAUUCUUCCUGUUUGAAGGUGUUUGGCUUGAUACGCACACUAGGCUGUCUGCUGAGAGAGGUUCUGCUGUUGACAGGCUCCAUCUUCACACCACCACAUGUGGUUUAGCAGGCAGACGAAGAACGGUUACUGGGACUGGGACUGGGACGUACUAUUUGGGCGGGGGGGGGAGAGAGUUUUUGCCCCCGUCCACAGGGGAAUGGUUUUCCCUGCAAACCCAUUUAUAGCUUUCUGUCAGCAGACCAUCUGAAAUUGUUGUUUUAUUCAUGAAUACUCCUGUCAUUGCUACGCUGAAAUGAAUGAAUCCUUCACGCUACAAAAUGUGAAAUGUACACAGUAGACAUCCUGUAUGCAAUAGCAUUAUAGCUUUGUUUGUAUGAAUGGGUGACCCAACUCCAUCCACCCAAAGCAAAUAUUAUAGAUUUAACAGCUGUAUUGCACUGUUACAAGAGGAAACUGAUGAUGAAAAUGGUAAUGUCAAUGUAUUUUUGUACAUAUACCUGCACAUUGCCAGGGAGUAUGAAGAUCUUUUAUUUAACUUAAAACUAACAUGUCAAUACGCGGUACUGUUUGUGUGUUCUUGCGUUACUUGUUUGUCCAUGAUGGUCUUUUCAGAAGGGGCUUGUUUGAGGAGGUUGAAGUGGAGAUGUUGCCAAGAAUGGAGGCAGGGAAGACUUCACAUAGUGGACUUCUGAAAGCAUAAAGGGAAAUGCAAUGUUAUUGAUACAUUCGUUUUUUGUCAUUAGUUUGUUUAUAUAUAUAUAUAUAUAUUCAUAAUUUGUCAUAUUUCUUCUUGUACACUGUAUUAAUAAAAUACAAGUAAAGAUUUA
This is a messenger RNA of Osmerus eperlanus (European smelt), 2499 nucleotides long. RefSeq names its product solute carrier family 35 member B2 (gene slc35b2). The transcript is spliced from 4 exons. Lineage: Eukaryota; Metazoa; Chordata; Actinopteri; Osmeriformes; Osmeridae. Gene Ontology annotation, molecular function: 3'-phosphoadenosine 5'-phosphosulfate transmembrane transporter activity. The coding region runs from base 241 to 1539 and encodes 432 amino acids. The record is from RefSeq and is a predicted model, not a curated record. Gene Ontology annotation, cellular component: Golgi membrane; endoplasmic reticulum membrane. Gene Ontology annotation, biological process: transmembrane transport.